UGUAAGCAAUAAAUUUUUGAAAAUUUUAUCAGAAUCGCAUCUGGAUGUUAGUUUCGCUUUUCACAUUUUUUAUCACUUUAUUUUGGUUUAUUGCAACAAAAAUUGAUCCAACCGAUCCAGAAAUAUAUCAUUAAUAUCGUUUAAAGGCAUAAAAGUAUUAUAUUUAAGAAUUUACAUAGAGCAAAAUAUCAAACUAAGUUGAAUUGCUAUUGUAAAAUUUGUUUAGCUUUUGUAAAAGCCCCCUCAAAACAUUGUAAAUCUUGCAAUCGAUGUACUGAUCAAUUCGAUCAUCAUUGUAUUUGGUUAAACAAUUGUAUUGGAACACAAAAUUACAAAUAUUUUUUUAUCUUAAUAGUUUUAUUAGAAUUGUAUCUAAUUACUGUAUUAAUACUCUCAAUUAUGAUUAAAUCAAUACUUAGUUAUAUUGAAAUUGGUUUUACAUUUUUGUUAUUGAUACCUAUCACAUUUUUAUUAGCAAUGCAUAUAUAUUUUCGAUUUAAGGGAAUAACAACUUAUGAAUAUAUAUUAAUGAAAAGAAAAAAAGCAGAAAAACCAUCUACUGAGAAGCUAGAUGAAAAAUUGAAAGAGAAUACUUCCAAUUUAACAAAUGUUUAAACAAAUAUCCUUUCAAGAAACUAUAUGUAAUAGACAAAUCUUAAUCCAUUAAAUAAUAAUUAGAAAUCUUAAAACAACAAAUAACCAAUAGAUUGGGAUCAGGAGGAUGCAGAUGUUGAAGAUGCUCAAAGUUUUCAUGCCAAGGAACCUUUACCAUUAUCAAGUCAGAAAAGUAGUGGUAGACAAUUAGAUUUAUAAUGUAAUUCUACUAAUAGAAGAACUUGUCCCACUACUCAUAGGUAUUGAAUUUGUUAAUAAUUUUAGAGGGAAUACAUCAGGAGUAUAAUUAACAGAACAUAAACCCAUAAAAUCUUUGUUUAAUGUUAAAGAUGUCCAAAAUUUAUAUGAAGAUCAUAUGAUCAAUAAUGUAAAUGAAGAUUCUAUCAUCCAAUUUGAUUCGAAAAACUCAUAAAAAACUGAUUAAUUAGAUAUAAAUAUAUGA
Molecule: messenger RNA, 1057 nt
Organism: Paramecium pentaurelia
Lineage: Eukaryota; Ciliophora; Oligohymenophorea; Peniculida; Parameciidae
Source: the annotation of a GenBank genome assembly